Salvia miltiorrhiza (redroot sage) is the source of this 3301-nucleotide messenger RNA. RefSeq names its product extra-large guanine nucleotide-binding protein 1-like. Gene Ontology annotation, biological process: adenylate cyclase-modulating G protein-coupled receptor signaling pathway. Lineage: Eukaryota; Viridiplantae; Streptophyta; Magnoliopsida; Lamiales; Lamiaceae. Gene Ontology annotation, cellular component: heterotrimeric G-protein complex. Gene Ontology annotation, molecular function: guanyl nucleotide binding; G-protein beta/gamma-subunit complex binding; GTPase activity. The record is from RefSeq and is a predicted model, not a curated record. The transcript has 8 exons. Bases 420 to 3170 code for a protein of 916 amino acids.
CUUUCGUUUCCCACCUUGCUUUGGAGUCAAAAUUUCAUGUAAACGCGUUGAUGAAGACAAAUUGGGUCUUUGAAAAAUUUGAUGAAGAAUUGGUCUUCAAGCAGCCUUUCCCACUUUCAAGUCUUCGUUCUUACCUCUCGGAAUUUUCCAAGUCUUCUUCUUUACUACCAAAUCCCUAUUAAACUCCAUUAUUUUUAGUGCCAUUCAGUUUUUCUCCGACAUUUCCAAGUUUUCCAGUUAAAGGCAAACAUAAAAGACGGAGUAGCAUUUUUCACAGUUUCCCUGCUGAAACAGACAAAGGGUCUUUAUCAUGAUUCAUCUUCUGUCGUUCUGAUGUGAAGCCGAAAAUCCAAUAAUACGGUGCUGGUUAUGUGUGUGUGAGCUGAUUUUGAGGAGUGAGCGUUGUUCAGUUAAUAAAUAUGACUAGCGUUUUGAGGAAUUUAUGGCCCGGCUCUUCGUCAUCGAAGAAUGACGAUCACGAUGAUGAGUACAGCGUGGAGUACUCCUUCGCCGUGGAGUACAGCGGCCCUCCGGUCAGCCACGAGAUUCCUCAGGUGGUUCCGGUGGACGUCCGCCGCAUUCCCACUGCCGCGGUGGCUGCCAAUGCCGUGAUGAUGAGCAAUCUCGCCAUACCGAUUCUUCAGCCAAUCGGUAGAAAAGGCGAUAAAUCGAGCAAUAAAUUGUCACUUGAUCUGAAAUCGAGUGAACCUGCGAGGUCUGGAAGAAUUUAUUCGAGUAAAUUGGAUAGCUUUUCGGAGAAGGAAAGUGCGGUGGAAGGCAGAGCAGGUGGUGCCUGCAAGGUAUUUGAUGAAAGCCCCAGCAGCUCUGGCACGCUGGGAUUCUCUGAUGGCCGCGAUGAUUCCAAUCAGCUGUCGGGAAGCUCGGAUGGUGAAGAACUGGACGACGAGAACAAGGCGAAUGUGUCUUAUGAUAGCCUUUCCUACGCGAGCACGUGCAACUCGAUAGAGGAAGUGGGAGAAGAAUGUGAAGCAGAAGCUUCUGGCGCAGGAAACAGAGCGCCGGUUGUCACGUUCCGUGAGCUGUCUUCGUGUGAUUCUGCGUCCGAGGAGAGUGACCAUGACGAGUCUGCAGUAUCACCGGAGAGGCCCGUGUUAGUUGAGGACGUGAAGGGGAUGUGCCACAGGUGCAGCAGGCGCAACCGGUUUGGAGAGAGGGAGGUUUGCAUCGUCUGCAAUGCAAAGUAUUGCAGCAGGUGUGUGCUGAGGGCAAUGGGGUCGAUGCCUGAAGGGAGGAAAUGCAUCUCCUGCAUUGGUCACCGGAUUAAUGAGAUGAACAGGGGAUCGCUUGGGAAACGUUCGAGGAUGAUGAGGAGGAUGCUGACACGCGAGGCAGUUAAGCAGAUCAUGAGCGCGGAGCUGUCAUGCCCUGUUAACCAGCUGCCGCCUGAUCGGAUCUUUGUGAACGACAAGGCAUUGUCGAUUGAUGAGCUGGUUAUGCUGCAGAGCUGCCCGAAUCCUCCCAAGAAGCUUAAACCUGGGAGAUAUUGGUAUGAUAAGGUGUCUGGAUUCUGGGGAAAGGAGGGAGAGCCGCCGUGCCAGAUUAUCAGUCCCCUGCUGCAGGCAGUUGGUUAUCAGAUUAGGCAAGAUGCUAGCAAUGGUGACACAAACGUGCUGAUCAAUGGACGGGAGAUAACUAAACCCGAGCUCUGGCUGCUGUGGGCUGCUGGAAUCCGGUACGAGGGUGAUCCUCACUUUUGGAUCACUGCAGAUGGAUCGUGUCAGCAUGAAGGCAUGAAUAAUGUUAUUGGGAAACUAUGGGAAAGGAAACGAGCCAAGAUGUUAUGUAUGGCUCUGUCUUUGCCAUUUCCUUCUAAUAUGGCUAAUCCUGGUGGCGAAGACUCCAUUAGAGAUAGGGAAAAUGCUAAUGCAAAGAGGAUAGAGCGGAGCAUGAUGAAUAAACUUCUCCUAGUAGGCUGUGAUCAGUCUGGAACGAGUACGAUAUUCAAACAGGCCAAAAUUCUGUAUGACGUCCCUUUUUCAGAAGAUGAGAAGCAAAGCAUCAAAAUCAUGAUCCAAAGAAAUUUAUAUAGAUACAUUGGUAUUCUUCUUGAGCAGCGAGAGCAUUUCAGAGAAGAAGAUGCGAUGGAAUUAAGAAGGCGACGUACUGACAAGCCUGGUCCUUCAGAUUCUGAGAAUCCUUCACUGAUGGCAGAGGAAUCUAACCACAUUGAUGAGAAGAAAGCUUAUUCAUUCAGUCCAAGGCUGGAAAAUUUCUCGAGCUGGCUACUCCAAAUCAUGAUGACAGGCAACUUAGAGGCUAUAUUCCCGGCUGCUACUCGAGAGUAUUCACCUCUAGUUGAGGAGCUAUGGAAAGACAAAGCUUUUCAAGCCAUUUACAAACGGAGGAACGAGCUGCCUAUGCUGCCUAGAGUUGCUAACUACUUUUUAGAUCGAGCAGUUGAAAUUUCGCAGAUGGACUAUGAGCCGUCUGUACUGGAUAUCCUUUAUUCAGAUGGCGUAACAUCUUCAAAUGGAGUUGCAUCCAUGGAGUUUUCUCUUCCAACGUCGUCUCAGGAUGGCUACAUGGAAACCCUAGAUCAGAACGAACCACCGAUAAGCUACGAGCUCAUCAGAGUUCAUGCAAGCAGCCUCGGACAGAACUGCAAGUGGCUGGAGAUGUUUGAAGAUGCCGACCUCGUCCUGUUCUGCAUCUCCCUCACGGAAUACGCUGAGUACCACGAAGACAUAAACGGGACGCUAUCAAACAAGCUGUUGGAGACCAAGAAACUCUUUGAGAAGAUCAUCACUCAUCCGACCCUCGCUGAGAAACACUUCCUUCUCGUCCUCAACAAGUUCGACCUGCUGGAAGAGAUGAUCGACCAAACUCCCCUGUCGCAGUGUGAGUGGUUUCGAGACUUCAACCCGGUGAUCAGCCAACACCCUCACAAUCCCAACAGCAACAACAACCCUUCCCUGGCGCAGCGCGCCGCCCAUUAUGUGGGUGUGAAGUUCAAGAGGCUGUUCUAUUCCCUGACCGGGCAGAAGCUGUAUGUGGUACGAGCAACGGGGUUGGAGGCCGAUAGCGUCGACAAAGCCCUUAGGUAUGGUAAGGAGAUACUCAAGUGGGAAGAUGAGCGGCAUACUACUGUGAGCUUGAAUCCAGAUUCCAGUGAGAGCAUUGAUCCAAGUUCCUCUGCUUACAACUCUUAAACUUGGAACUAAGUUGCCCUUUUCGAGUUUUGGAGACAUCAAAUGUAUAUAUACAUUCAAGUUUUUUGUGUAAUAAAUUUGCAAAUGUGUUGUAUUUCACAUUCGGAAUAUAUUAAAAUUCUUUGAUUCAA